CCCUAGGCUUGACCUUGUUGAGCAAUAAUUCCUUGAAGAUCCUCCGAUCAUGGUUAGAAUUAUGUUAUAGAUUCGAUUACGGUGAUAUCAUUUCUUGGAAUUGAAUGGAUCAGCGUAGGAAGACGACUUACUGUAGUGUGGAGAGGUGUUGACAAGAGAGGAGAAUCGUUUUGGGGUUCUCAAAAAUGAAGGAAUGGUGAAAGGUUCGGUAAAAUCAGAGUAGGCCGUAUUUAUAGACUUGGACUUGGCUUGAACUUUUACUGCAGUGGAUUUUACUGCAAUGGGUGCUGCAUUGCAGUGCUCGCUGCAUUUCUACACCUGGUCGAUUUCACUCCUCUUACUCUCAAUAAUAUUCACUGCGGCAAGGUGACCGUCCUGGUGAACCCUAUCGCGCUGGGCAUCACGUCCCAGUUGUUGGUAUGUCCUACACUUAGUAUAAUACUCGUGGUCCUCUAUUUCUUUCCCUGUGGCGCAGUUCGCGGUGAACUUUACUGCAUUUGGGGCCGCAUUUUGCCAAUUGUGGUAUGGCAAGGCUUAGAAAGAUAAUUUGUUUCUUUGGGUAAAACGUGCAUAAUUUCUUCUAUUGGACUCAGAAUGACGAGCGGUUAGAUGCAUUGGAAUUCAAAUACUAAUAUUGUGUCAAGCAUUCCCUCAUAUCCUCGUUAACGUCACACCAAUCCUCCAAACUCAUCACAUUCCAUAGGUUCAUUAUGUAGUAUGGAAGUACGAGGUGUUAUAGCUUUGGAUUGUGAAAAACAGAGAUUUAUUUCUCUACAUUUGAUACUGUAUAAUUAGGGAGAAUGGGUAUAAUAUGAUUGGGCAGCUUGAUAAUUCUAUCGAACUUAGGUUUGAUACAAACUUCAUUGAUUACAAAUUAGGUAAGCUACAGAUGCUAGGCUAGAUUGCAUGUCCUAGCGCCUAAUACUCAUGUGCUAGCCAUAGUCACAACAGAUGAAUCAAUGCAAAGUCGGGCAAUAAUCUCAACACUCCCAAAUUAUCCUCCUAAAUUAUGGUCAUAUUUAGUUACUUUUCACAUAAAAUAUAUCAGUUUCUCUCAGGUUGAAGUUGAGCUGACUAUACCUCAUGAAGACAAACUACGUCAGUUGAAGUUGGAGCUUUUGAGCAAACAUCAGAUACCAAUUCUUAAAGAUGUCAAUGGAUUCAGUUCCUCUGAGAAUUCGUUUGCGCUCAAGGAAGUUAGGUCUGCUGACGUUCAAGGUAGGGGAAUUCCUCAGUCAAUUUGUGCAUUUGCUCGUGUUCUGUGCUCCAAUUCUCCACAAGAGAUAAAUUAUUUGGCCAUGGAAGCUGCAGAAAAUGAUGGUCGGGUGGCUCGGCGUCCACUAAAGGACAAGAGCAGAGAGGUUCAAGCACAUCAGUUUUUGCUCUCAAAAAUCAAUGAGCUAAUAGAUGAGUAUAAUGCAUCUAUGAAGUCAUUGGAGCUGCCUACUCUCUGCAUGGUUAGAAAACUUGAUUUGCGAAGGAAAAUGGCUCAAUACUUUCUCACUAUCUACAUUGUUUGCUCUCAUAUAGAUGCAGAUAUAAUACUGGGGAAAGGGAGGUCCACUUUUUCUUUCCUGGAAUGUUCAAAUUGGAAUUUUAUGGGGAACAAUAUUAUUAGAAUCAACAAUAAAACUAUAGGUUUUGUAAAUUUUUCACUCAUCACAUUGUGGAUGAGAAGAUGCAUGAAGCAUGAAGAGAGGGGAAAGGAUGAUUCAUUAACCAAUAAACUGUUCCCAUGGAUAACAUGGUUGUGUUCAGAAAUUCCUGAACGUGUACAAUGAAGCUCCCUGCCUUUCGUUUUCUGCAACUUAUCUUCCAGCUUCUCUUUUCCUUAUCUUUCUUUUU
This is a messenger RNA of Solanum dulcamara, 1845 nucleotides long. RefSeq lists its product as uncharacterized. Bases 960 to 1781 code for a protein of 273 amino acids. NCBI's taxonomy places the organism in Eukaryota, Viridiplantae, Streptophyta, Magnoliopsida, Solanales, Solanaceae. The record is from RefSeq and is a predicted model, not a curated record. The transcript is spliced from 5 exons.